AGUAUUACGUUUAUCUUAUGUCUAAUCUUUAUAUCAAUACUAUUUCUAAAAACGAAAGAUGAGUGAAAAACAAUUUUCCUUUCAAGUUAUUUACUUUAAGUUAUUUUGCAUCUUUUGUUAUGAAGAAAUUAAAAUUCUCGACUUCGUACCAAGAGAUAAGAUAUGUAUGCAGAUUCAUCUGAAUACGCAUAAACAAUAUAUAUAUAUAUAUGCACGUAUGUUAUUAGGGAGAUAUUAAAUAGGGGAAGAAAUAAUUAUCGAUGAUCAUUCUGUAUUCAGAACUGAAGAAAGAAUGUCACCAUUUCUUGUUAUAAUACUAGUUUUAUUAGUAGGAUAUAAAAUCUACAAAAGUAUAAGUACACUUCCAAAUACACCACCAUGCAUUCCGCGAUUGCCAAUAGUAGGAUCUUAUUGGUAUUUAUUAUGGUAUAAUUACAAAUAUCCUUUUAAAGCUGUGACGUAUUAUGCAAAUAAGUUGAAAUCUAAAGUCUUGACAUGCCACUUUGGUGGUAUUGUGACUGUAGUUGCGAAUGAUUAUAACAGUAUUAAAGAAGUACUAACGAAAGAUGAUUUUGACGGAAGAGCGGGCAAUAUAGACGUUCUCUUAGCAAGAUCCUUUGGAGAAUCAUUAGGUAUCUUUUUCGUCGAAGGUUUAUUUUGGCAAGAACAAAGAAGAUUUGUUCUUCGACAUAUGAGAGAUUUUGGAUUUGGUAGAAGACAAGAAAAAUUUGAAACGAUCGCAAUGGAAGAAAUUGCAAUUCUUAUUGACAUGCUGAAAGAAGGUCCCAUUAACGACAAAGAAAAGACAAUCUUAAAAAGUGGUUCCGCGCGAUUUCCGGAUAUUCUGUAUCCAUAUGUUGCGAAUACUAUAUGGUAUAUAAUGUUUGGCGAAAAAUUCGAUCGUUCAGAAUAUCAUAAACUGAGAUAUUUUUGUGAAUCUGCUAUGAUGUUUCAAAGAGCACUUGACACUACUGGAGGAGCUCUUUCUCAAUUUUGGUUCUUAAAGUAUUUUGGAAAUAUGUUUGGAUAUAAAAAUAUAAUGCUAGGAACUUAUCGUAUGGUAGAUUUCAUUAAGGAACAUUUAGACAAGAGAAAAUACUCAGAUAAUGAGGACGAUAAAGGUUUAAUAGACCGAUAUUUAAAGGUUUUAAACGGAAACGCUAAAGGAAAAUCAUUCUCCGAAAAACAACUUAUUAUGAUUCUUGUGGAUAUCAUGUUUCCAGCUUCAUCUGCGGUGCCAAGUGCUCUUCUACACACAAUCAAGCUUAUAAUGCAUCAUCCAGAAGUAAUAAAAAAUAUAAGAGAGGAAAUAGAUAAAGUGGUUGGAACUGGAAGACUCAUUACGUGGCAAGACAGGAAGAAUUUACCAUAUAUCGAAGCAACAAUACGGGAAUCGCUCAGAUACGAAACACUGACACCAUUCAGCGUAUUACAUAAAGCGAUAAAGAGAACCACUCUUUCUGGUUUUGAUGUUGCCAAGGAUACAAUAGUAAUUACCAAUUUAGACGGACUAAAUACAGACGUCGAUUUAUGGGGUGAUCCCCAUAAUUUUAGGCCUGAAAGAUUUCUUACAGAAGAUGGUAAACUGCGUAAAGAUCUCACAUUUUCUUUUGGAUUUGGGCGUCGUGUGUGUAUGGGUGAAACUUUUACGAGAUAUAAUAUGUUCGGGAUAAUCGCUGUAUUAAUGCAAAACUUUAACUUCUCGUUUAUAGAGGAUGAACCAAAUAGUCUCAAAGAUAAAAUGCCAGGUUUAAUUGUUAGUCCAAAAGAAAUGUGGAUUCGAGUGGAACCACGUUAUACCUGAUUGAUAUAUAAUACAUUUCAUAUUCUUUUACAAUCUAAAUACCUAUUUCUCUAUAAUUUUUUAUUCAAAUAUUGUUAUUAACACAUAACACAUUAACAAUAUAUUUCACCUUACUGAAACAAUUUUUAUCCUAAUUUGAAAUGAUAAAAGCUACGAAACUGUAAGGAUUAAAAAUAGAAAGUCGUAUAUAAUUUGUGUACUAUAAAUUUAUUUCAUAAUCUGAGAUAGUCAGAGACGAAAGUUACAUUGUAUUGAAUAAACGUAAUUAAUAUACAAAGAUUUUCAUAAGAGUUGACUACAAACAAGUUUCAUUGAUGAUUGAUUAUACUAUGUUAAGCGAUCUACAAAACUGUCAAUAUUUUUAAAAUAUUCAGUGCCCAUGAAAUAAAAACUUUAUAUACAUAUAUUGCAACUUUGAAGAAGGUAGAGAAGAUAUGCUUAAUCUUAUGAGCUGUAAAAAUUAAGAGCUUACUUAAAUAUAUACAUUUUAAUGUUUAUUUUCCCAAA
This is a messenger RNA of Bombus impatiens (common eastern bumble bee), 2311 nucleotides long. It is a transcript of the gene Cyp304a1, whose product is annotated as probable cytochrome P450 304a1. The record is from RefSeq and is a predicted model, not a curated record. Bases 293 to 1804 code for a protein of 503 amino acids. NCBI's taxonomy places the organism in Eukaryota, Metazoa, Arthropoda, Insecta, Hymenoptera, Apidae. Gene Ontology annotation, molecular function: oxidoreductase activity, acting on paired donors, with incorporation or reduction of molecular oxygen; heme binding; iron ion binding. The transcript has 7 exons.